This is a messenger RNA of Acanthoscelides obtectus, 658 nucleotides long. Lineage: Eukaryota; Metazoa; Arthropoda; Insecta; Coleoptera; Chrysomelidae. The record is from the annotation of a GenBank genome assembly.
CAGUCAAACUCUCAGGCCCUAGAAUAUGGCGCCUAUAAAGAAAAAAACAUUGUCUAAAGAGGAAAUUGCAAAAAAAAAGUCUGAUCAGGCAAAGAGGCGAUUGGAAAAAAUUAAAAAUGAUCCUGUUUUGCUGGCGGAGUACAAAGAAAAGGAACGACUAAAAUAUCUAAAGAAAAAGGAAAAAGGACAACGGAAGUGUGUAAAAGACAUGACUCCCCGUGAGCACAGAAAGGCAAGAAAAAAUUGGGUAGCCUAUUCAUCUGAUUAUAGAAAAAAACAAAAGAUUCGUGACAAUACAGAUAAAUACGUGGACCAAAAUACGCCGCCAUCAUCGGAAGAUGAAAUUAUUCCUGCGGCUCCUUUAUUAAAUAAUGAAAGAGAAGCUGAAGCUAGAAGGAGGAGUAUAGUUCAACGGAGAAAAAGAAAUAGUAUGUUGAGGAGGAAGGACUUACUCAUUGAAAUUUAAAGAAGAAACUUGCCAGCGAACAACAAAGAAACAGAAGACUGAAACAUAGAAUGAUACAAAAGAAGCAAGCACUGACACCAGAAAGUAAAAUUGUAGAAAUGGCCAACGACCCUAAUCAAAAAGCAGAAUUGAUAAAAAAGUGUUAUUUGGCGAUAUUAUUCAAAGGCAAAUUUUAGAUAAAGAGAUUCAGAC